AUCUGCAGUUCGAUUUGGAGAACCCCCAUCGCAAACCAUGGAUUUUACUUUAAAACCGGUUUCUUCUACAUAAUCUAAAAUAUCCAAAAUAAUUUUACUGAGUUGAGUACCACAAACGGCGUUAUGUGAAACAUAGUAAGCGACAGGUUGUCUCCAAUUAUACUGCAUGAAAACAUGAAAACUAAAACAUGAUUACCCGCCUGCACGCUUCGGCCGUGUUCAGCUAAAUAUGUAAAUCCCUCAACAUAAACUUUUUUAGAAUUGUAAUCUAAGCGUUUUUUGAUGCUCAUCUCAUCCCACAUUAAAUCACAUUCGCGUUCUUUUGAAGACAUCGCGUCAGCUUUUAACAAUUUAGAUAAAUUUUCAGAUUUUCCCGUAGCUAAAUCUAUUUCAUUAACCCAUUUCCUAAUAUUUGUUACGCAAGGGAGAGCAAAAUUCUAUUAUUUACGUAAAAAACAAUAAGCUUUAGGAGAUGUAUAAAACAACUGUAAAGCAAAUUGUUUUUCCUUGUCUGUCCAUUUACGUUUUUUGAUAUGAUUAGUCUGCAUUUUAAAAAGGUUUAAUUGUUUUUCAUUUAAUUUUUCAAAUUGUUCAAUAAAAUCUAAAGUUUCAUUAUUUUUUUCGAUUGUUUUACUUAAAUUAACGAUUUUUUUGUUUUUACUUUUCAAAACUUUUUGGUAAUUUACGAUUUUAUAUUUAUGUUUUUUAGUUGAGCUUUAGCGGCUAUUUGUACUAAUUUUACAGAUUUCUUGCAGUUUUCGUCUAUUUGAAGUAAUUGUUUUUUUUAAGUUAGUGACUUCUUCUUCUAACUUUUGUUUUGAAUUCAUAUAAGCAUGAGUUGAAGUUUGAUUUUGGAACAGUUUGCUGUUAUUAAUUAUACUUGAAUUAUACUUCGCGUGCAUUUGUCGAAGAAGAAGCGCGUAUAGUUGAACGAACAUGUUGGCUCAUUUAAAUCGAUCAAUCUUGGCUCUCCAUUAACUAAUUGUGACAAAUCUGAAUUUAAUAAAGUAUCAUCAAGUAAACUAUCAUCAAUUGGUUCAUCGAUUUCAUGAGUAACAUGUUCAUUUAUGUUUUGAGAGCCUUCUGGAACUGUACAUAACACAAAUGCUUUUGGGGUUGCAGAAGUCUUAAGUUUUCUCGUACCUGCUUUAUUAGUAUUCAUCACAUUAUCAUCUGCGAAAUGUGAUGAACAGAUACGCUUGUUGUCUAACUGCUGCUUAGUCAAAUCUACCAAACUUGCGUUGCUUUUUCGUAGAAUCCAUUCGGAACGUCUAUAAAUUUCGGCUGGUUAAAAACUAGAUAUACAGAGCUACAAGCUAAAAAUAAUCCAUGCUAGACGGCAAUUCACAUUGGGUACAUAAUCUCUACGUUAUUUUACGUUAGAUUAUAAAAUAAUCGCGACUGUAGAAAAAAAUAAUAGAAGUUGUUUCACUAACCAUUUAUUUAAUUACUUUUUCUUCAAAAAAUUAACAAAUUAUAUAUUAUAUAUUGGAUAAAAUCAAUUCCUUGGUAGAAAUGCUCCGCAUUAGUUGAGCAAUACAUGGGGAAUUUUCAAAGUUGAAACGUAAGACUGCUUAUUUAAUUAUUGACAAAAAAAAAAAAAAAAACUAAGUAUGUAAGCAUCUAUAUUUUGCAUAAGUUAGCAUAAUCACAAGUUAAUAUUAAAUUAAAUUAGAUUGUUCCUGUUCAGUAAAACAACCCCAUUUUAUUAACAUAUUCGCCAACGAAAAUUGUGAAAUUACUGCCAGGGUUGAAAAAUAGUUGUGUAAUUUAUUUAGUUUAAAUUUACAAAAGGGUUGUAUGGGAUACAAAAUAAAUUUUGUUUGUACUUGAAUAUUUUCCAAAAAAUACUAAUAUAAAAAGAGAAUACAUGAAUAUAUAGAUAUUUAUGUAUAUAUCAAUAAACAAUUGCUCGUACAACUUUGUGUAUGAACAGUUGUAGAAUAAGAUUUUAAAUAUAGUAUGUUGCUCAAUAUUUGCAGAGAUCAUGAAUAAUUAAAAUAAGCCGACUGUGCAAUUUUUUAAUGAUUAGAAAUUAUAAAUGAUUAUUAUAAUAAAAAUACAAUAAAUAAUUCAGUAAAACGUGAAAAGACAAACGAGUAUGAACUAUUGAUGAAGAAACAAAAUAUUCUUACAAAAGUCAUCGUCACAUGCAUCAUACAAAACGUAAAAAUCAAUUCAAUGCAAUCUUAAUUACCUGCUUAAUCAAACGUGAUAAUGAAUUUAAAAAAAUUACAUCUAAAUAAAAUCUCACUUGCUCAUCAAAACCAAAAAUUAAUAAGUUAAAAAUAAAAAUCCAAAACCAUCACUAUUUUUGGUAAAAAAAAAUUUGUCGUUAUAAAUGUUUACAAAGAUUUUAUCGACUUUUUACCUUGAAGGAACUCAAAUUAUUUGUUUAUUUCCGCAAUUUUCUUUUAAUUUAGCUACAUCUGAAACUUUUACUGAUGCCCUGGUAUAUAGGAUAUAUAGGAUUUAAUAGGAUCAAUCGUUUUAUAUAGAUAAAUUUCCGAUUAAGAUUUACAAUUAGAACUGAUUAUAUUCUUCUAAAUCGGAUUUAAUGAGUUAUUUUUACCAGGGUGUAUAAAGAUUUUCAUGAAUUUGGGAUGUUUUUAUAACCUCCGAUUACUGAAUUUUCACAUUUAUUAACUCUAACAACACCCAUGACAAACAGAUUUAUCGUAUCUCAUCACGCGGAAAUCUGUGAAAGGUCAAAUCAGGAUUUUUUGCCUUUGAUGUUCCACAAUCGGUGUAGACACAAAGUGCACGUGGAGACGACAUGCUGACCACGAAAUCUUCUUCGCUAAACACAAUAAACCUAUCUGAAAAAUCUCACGAAACUAGAACGAUGUACUUCCCUAUUUACUACUAUUAUUUAACGCUAUUUGUUGCAAAAGAACUCUGUAGACUGUGAACAAGAAUGACUAACAAACACAGAGACUGCGGCAAAGCUCUCUUCGCGCUGUUUACGCGGCUUUUUUCCUAAUCAGAAAAAUAUGGUUGUCACAAGCAAUACUUUUGUAGAGCCUCCUUACACACUCAUUAAUCAUUUUCUUAUCAUUUAUUUAUUUUCAUUAUUGUUAAAAAGUAUAUUUUACAUAAUAUACUGCGUGAAUGAUGAAUCGUCUGCUGGUGCGUGCUCAUAUGCGCGACAAGCUGAAGGAAACUCAUAGGUGGCGCCGCUGAGCGGUUGGGUAACAGAACUAACGGCCUGUUACCCAAGCUUUCGUCCCCCCAUCUUAACACAGAACCGUUCUUCUAUAGGAAGUCUAUAUUCGUUGCUAUUAUACUAUUACAAUACUAUAAUCCACGUAUAAAUAUUAUGCACAUAACAGUAUUAGGAUUAGAAUCAGAAUUUUUCAUUUAAAUGAAGAUAUUCGUAUAGCAAUUUAUUAACUUUAUCUACAAUUUAUUUUUUCUACAAUCAAUAGAUACUUUUGCCUUCAUUCAACAACAAUAAUUACUGAUAACAGGUCCCUCUACACGAUGAUCCGCUACAAAAACCUCGUAUCUCAAAAGCCACUUCGAAAACCUGUAUCUCGAAAGCCGAUUUGGAGACCUCGUAUCUGAUGAUCCGCUUUGAAAAGCGUGUACCUCAAAAUCCACUUCGUAAACCCCGUCUUCGAAGAUCUGAUUUAAAAAUCCUUUGUCUCAAAAUCCACUUAAAAAGGCACAAAAAUUCGAGCUGAUUUACAGUUUUAUGAAUAGUUUACUUAAAUUUUGUCAGAAUAUUCGACCGCGUCUAUUUAGCAAAAAUAGAAGAAACUAGAGCGUCACGCGCGGCCUGAUGGUCGCGGUGGCUUACCGCCUUCCAUCGCUUCACGAAGCGUUUUGCGUUUAAGGCAUGACGUCUGACGCUCGCUCUUUACGCUCGCUAUCUAGCGUUUGGGUUGGUUAUCUACUCAAUAAACCGUUUUUGAGGAUUUGUUUUUCGUUAAAGCAUUACGAAAAGAUAUUUGUUACAGUAAAUAGUUGUGUUUUGAAAAUAUCUACAACUUUUACAUUUAACAUUUUUAUAUAAAACGUACAACCGCAAAGUUUUAUUGUAAAGAAUUGAUUUUUUUGCUGUAGAAAAACGAUUUUGUGCUGUUAACUCGAGUUAUAAGCAUUUUUAUGAUUUGUUUCAAUCAUUAUAUGUUAUUGUUUCGUAGAUGCCAAAUAUAAAAUUACAAAGUUCGGAUGGCGAGGUAUUCGAGGUGGAUGUUGAUAUAGCAAAAUGUUCUGUAACUAUUAAAACCAUGCUAGAAGACUUGGGUAUGGAUGAAGAUGAAGAAGAAGUUGUUCCUCUGCCAAAUGUAAAUUCUGCCAUUCUCCGAAAAGUAAUUCAGUGGGCAACUUAUCACAAAGACGAUCCUCCACCUCCCGAAGAUGACGAAAAUAAAGAAAAGCGUACUGAUGAUAUAAGUUCUUGGGAUGCAGAUUUUCUAAAGGUUGAUCAGGGUACUUUAUUUGAACUAAUAUUAGCAGCAAAUUACUUAGAUAUUAAAGGACUUCUGGAUGUUACUUGCAAAACUGUAGCUAAUAUGAUAAAAGGAAAGACUCCAGAAGAAAUUCGUAAAACUUUUAAUAUUAAAAAUGAUUUUACAGCUUCCGAAGAAGAACAAGUACGUAAAGAAAAUGAAUGGUGCGAGGAAAAGUAAUUUAAGGCUUUUAUCGCCUUACAAUUAUAUCUUCUAGAAUCUAUAACAUUUUUAAAUUAUUUAAGCCACUAUAACUAAGUAAUUACUUAUCAUUUCGCAACUUUUAUAUGUAUCAAGUUGUUGUCCAAUAAAAAAACUUAAAAAUUAAAAAUAAA
Molecule: messenger RNA, 4792 nt
Organism: Nasonia vitripennis (jewel wasp)
Lineage: Eukaryota; Metazoa; Arthropoda; Insecta; Hymenoptera; Pteromalidae
Product: S-phase kinase-associated protein 1
Exons: 3
Coding region: 4149-4637 (162 amino acids)
Biological process (GO): SCF-dependent proteasomal ubiquitin-dependent protein catabolic process
Cellular component (GO): cytoplasm; nucleus
Molecular function (GO): cullin family protein binding
Source: RefSeq, a predicted model, not a curated record